This is a messenger RNA of Trametes versicolor FP-101664 SS1, 723 nucleotides long. RefSeq lists its product as uncharacterized. The record is from RefSeq and is a predicted model, not a curated record. The transcript has 4 exons. Lineage: Eukaryota; Fungi; Basidiomycota; Agaricomycetes; Polyporales; Polyporaceae. The coding region runs from base 1 to 723 and encodes 240 amino acids.
AUGCCGCUUCUCGAUUGUGAGGACCGCGUAUUUGCUGUGUUGGUUGGGCGUCCGAAAUCAGAGGAUUGGUCAGAGGUGCAGAGGGAUAUACAGACGGCUCUGGAUGGGGCGCGUGAAGGGUUGAGAGGCUCGGGAUCGAAUGAACCGCCUACGCACCGCCGGGGGGUUUUCACGCCAUUGGCAAGUGGGAUUUCCUAUGGCGGCGGACAAAAGGUGCCAUGCAACGGCUCCAUCUCGAAAGAAACUCAGAGGAUCAUCGAUGGACUUCUCUCUAACCGUUCGAUUCAACGGGUUGCCGGCUUUGGGGAUGCUGCAUUCAAAACCUAUGCCCCUCGAUUGCACCAGUACUAUGAGGAGACCUUGUCCGCGCUGCUGGAAAAAGACUCGCGCCUGCGUCCCAACUUCCGGAACUCGGUCUUCGGCAGUAUCACGUUCAACCUCGGGCCCCAAACAGUCACCUGCCGACACACUGAUUUUCAGAACCUCCCUGCCGGCUGGUGCGCCAUCACUGCUAUCGGAGACUUCGACCCCGUUGAGGGCGGGCACAUUAUUCUCUGGGAAGCUCAGCUAGUCAUCGAAUUUCCUCCUGGGUCCACUAUCCUCAUACCCUCCGCCGUCAUUCACCACUCCAACACCACUAUUCGGCCCCACGAAUCACGCUACUCCAUUACGCAGUAUUCCGCUGGGGGCUUAUUCCGUUGGGUGGAGUGCGGCUUCAUGUAA